GAAGCGCCAGUCGGUCUUCGUUCGUUGCCGAGUUAAGUUCACCGCGAUUCCACCUCUGAUCUGCGGAGCAGGCAUCGGUGUGUGGCAGUUUGUUUCAAAUUCCGUGCUGCUGGAGAUGGAGCGCUGUGUAAAUAAAUAACUCGCUAAAUAGAUGAGCAAACCUAAGUCAAUAAACCAUAAGGUUUCGAAUUGAAGACACUUGCAAUCGUGUAACGAACGUUGAGUUUGCAUUGAGUUCUGGCUGAGGGCAAUUAAUUCUUCUUAAUUGUUUAACAACCGCUCAUUAAAAAUACGUAUCGGAAUAAACCAAGUUAAAUAUAUAUAUUACUAGACCAGGCAGAAGCUAAACCGAAUUGGCCAACAUGCAGACGGUUAUCCAGAACCCCAACUGGUGGCGUCGUCGCAACAAGUUGGAAAGAGGUCUGCUGGUCUCGCUCGGCAUCAUGCUCGCAGUGAUUGCCACCGGGUUCGGGCUCUGGAUUAGCGAUGCUCUGAGGACGAGCAGUCUCCCGCCGAGUCCCCAGUCCACUGCCCUCCACGGUGACAGCACCACUAUCAACAAGGUGCCUACGGUCACCGCCUCAAAGGGCAAGGCGGGCGCCUCGGGCGACGUGUGCCUCAGCCAGGAGUGCAUCCACACGGCUUCCACCGUUUUGCGUAAGAUGAAGCCGGAGGUGGAGCCGUGCGACAACUUCUACGAGUUCGCCUGCGGCACAUACCUUGAGGAGGAGAACAUCCCCGACGACAAGGUCUCCAUCAGCACCUUCUCCGUGAUCUCUGACAAACUGCAGGAGCAGUUGAAGGACAUCAUUACCGCGGAGCGACCGAAAACGGAGCCGAAGCACUUCCGACUGCCCAACCUGCUUUACAGGGCCUGCAUGAACAAAACUCUGAUCGAGACCCUGGGCCCUGAGCCCAUAGCUCGAAUGGCCAAGAAGCUGGGCGGCUGGCCGUUAAUCACGGGAGAAUCUUGGAACGCGGACGACAGCUGGACCUGGCAGGAACAGGUCAAGAAGUUCCGCACCGCCGGAUUCAGCAUGGACUACAUCAUUGACUUUUCGAUAGGAGUGGAUUUGCAGAACAGCACUAAGCGGCUUAUAGAUCUGGACCAGUCCUCUCUGGCCUUGAGUCGCGAGUACCUCGUGAAGGGAUUCAAUGAGACCCUGGUGACGGCCUACUACGAGUAUAUGGUAGACAUCGCGGUCCUUUUCGGGGCCAAUAGGGAUUUGGCCAAGACGGAGUUGCUGAGUUCGUUGGAGUUCGAGAUCGCCCUUGCCAAUAUCUCCUGGCCCAACGAGAAGCGUCGAAACUCCUCUGAGCUGUACAAUCUAAGGACCACCGCGCAGCUUCAGGCUGGAUACCCCUACGUGCAGUGGGUGGACUACAUGAACGCCCUGCUGCCGGAGGGGCUGAACGUGGCUGAGGACGAGAUGAUCAACCUGUCGGUGCCCAGCUUCUUUGAGGACCUCGGCAAGCUGCUGGCCAGGACGCCAAAGCGUGUCAUCGCCAACUAUAUGUUCUGGCGCAUCCACGGCUUCUCUGUGGGAUUUCUGAGUGAGGAGUUCCGCAAGCGGCAGCUGGAGUACGCCACUGCCCUCUCCGGCCGCCAGGAACAGGAGGCUAGAUGGAAGGAGUGUGUCGACAUCGCCACGAGCAGCAUGGAUGAAAUAUGCGAAGAAGAUUUCUAUAGCCUCGGCAUUUCCGUGGGAUCGCUCUAUGUGGGCAAGCACUUCCACAAGGACUCCAAGGCCAACGCCCUGGAGAUGGUCAACGAAAUCCGCAACGUGUUCAACGACAUCCUCGACGAGGUCAACUGGAUGGACUCCAAGACAAAGGAGGAGGCCAAGCUAAAGCUGCACAGCAUGGCCACCCACAUCGGUUAUCCGGACGAGAUGCUUGACAACGAGAAGCUGGCCGCCUACUACGCCAAGCUCGACAUCGAUCCCGACAAGUACUUCGAGUCGUUCCUGGGCAUGAACAUAUUCGGCACGGAUUACUCCUUCAACAAGCUCCGUUUACCGGUCAACAAGACGGACUGGGUUCGCCACGCCCGCCCGGCGAUCGUGAACGCAUUCUACUCCUCCUUGGAGAACAGUAUUCAAUUCCCGGCCGGAAUCCUGCAGGGACACUUCUUCAACGCCCAACGUCCAAAGUACAUGAACUUUGGCGCAAUUGGUUACGUGAUUGGUCACGAGAUCACCCACGGUUUCGACGACCAGGGUCGCCAGUUCGACGUGAAGGGCAACCUACGGGACUGGUGGCACCCGGACACCCAAAAGGCCUAUCUGGCCAAGGCGAAGUGCAUUAUCGAGCAGUACGGCAACUACACCGAAAUGGCCACGGGACUGAACCUGAAUGGCAUCAACACCCAGGGGGAGAAUAUCGCCGACAAUGGUGGCGUCAAGGAGUCGUACAUUGCCUACCGAAGAUGGGCUGAGAAGCACGGACCGGAGGCAAAGCUACCCGGAUUGGACUACACCCCGGAGCAGAUGUUUUGGGUGGCAGCCGGACAGACUUGGUGUGCUAAAUACCGCAAAGAAUCUCUCAAGAUGCGUAUUACUACCGGAGUGCAUUCGCCAUCCGAGUUCCGAGUCCUUGGGUCACUCAGCAACAUGAAGGACUUCGCCAAGGACUUCCAGUGUCCGGAGGGCUCGCCCAUGAAUCCGGUCCAAAAGUGCGAAGUUUGGUAGGACCUGCUCCGGCAGUGACUACAUGGUAUUGUAUCCGCCGCGACACUAUUUGCUAAUCGCAAGUAGAAAUACAUAUACAAUACCAAGCGUAUUUAUGCUAAGUGCGCAUUAUGUAAAAAUCGUAUUUAAUAAAAAAUGUGUUUAUAUGUAAGAAUUUCGACAAUA
Messenger RNA from Drosophila teissieri, 2855 nucleotides. RefSeq names its product neprilysin-2 (gene Nep2). Gene Ontology annotation, biological process: protein processing. The coding region runs from base 363 to 2690 and encodes 775 amino acids. Gene Ontology annotation, molecular function: metalloendopeptidase activity. NCBI's taxonomy places the organism in Eukaryota, Metazoa, Arthropoda, Insecta, Diptera, Drosophilidae. Gene Ontology annotation, cellular component: plasma membrane. The record is from RefSeq and is a predicted model, not a curated record. The transcript is spliced from 10 exons.